GAUGAAAUUGCCAUAAUAUUAGAACAACACCUCGAGAAAAAUGAAGGUGACACUGAUGAAAAAAUUUGGCCCAUCAUUUGGGAUUUUGCUGGACAGGACAUCUAUCGUGCUAUACAUCCGAUCUUUAUGUCCUCAGAUGACAUUUAUCUUCUCGUGUUUGAUCUUACAAAGAAAUUGAGUGAAAAAGCAGAAUAUCGAGUCAAUGUGGGACACAAAGAGCUCACUGCAGUAGCCCGCGAUGGUGAAGACACCAAUUUGGAUCACUUGUUAAGGUGGAUGGACUUGAUUCACUCUUUAAAGAAGGAUUUUCAGAGUGAUGGUACUUCGUAUCCUCCAGUCAUACUUGUCGGUACCCAUGCUGACGGUGUAGACGAUCCACGUAAAGUAAUUGACUCUGUAGUAGGAGAGAAGGGUGUGUUUGAUAAAAAAAACUUAUUUACCACACAUCGAUAGUCACCUUCCGAUUGAAAACUCAAAAUCUGGAGAAUCAGCCGACCACGAGAAGGAAAUCGGUGAAUUGCGAAAAAAGAUCUUGGAAUUGGCUGAUAAAAUGCCUCAUACCAAGAGAAAAAUCCCUUUGCAGUGGCAUCGUGUUGAGAAAGAAAUCAGCCAACCCGUCUGGCAAAAUCAAAAAUACCUCCAAAAGGAAGCUUUUCGAAAAGAUAUUGUUUCACACCACUGCACUUUUAAGAGGGAGGAAGACUUUGAUGAGCUUGUGUAUUUUUUGCAUGGCCGUGGAACAAUAGUGUACCAUGAACAUGAUAAAAAGAAAGAUGGUCUCAUAGUCUUGAAUCCCCAGUGGUCAAUCAAUGUGCUCUGUGAGAUUAUCAAAGUGAAACCGGAUAAGGACGAAAAGCUGUGGAUAAAAGAAGAUCGCAAGGAAUUAAAGAAUAAAGGAGUUCUCAGUGGACGGUUAAUUGAUUAUACGUGUAGCAAAGAAAACGUGGAUCUUAUCAAAGACUCUUUGAUCUCUUUAAUGGAUAAGUUCAACCUCAUUUGCAAGUGGCCAGAGAAAACAGAAGAAACAAGAACAGGAGAAUCGCAAGUCCUGGUCCCCUGUAUGCUGACUACCUUUUAUGAAGGCAAGAAAGAAAAAGAAAAAGAAGAAGAAAACGCGGCACCGAUUUACCUCACCUUUCGACCUAAAUACGUACCGUUUGGACUGUUCUGCCGACUAGUUGUGCUGUUUGGAAAAACUCCUCAGUUUAAUAAUACGUAUGAACUGUACGCUAAUAAAGCCAGAUUUGCCUUGGACAAUAAAAACCAUGUUCUUCAAUUGUUGUGCUACAAGAGUGUCAUUAAGCUGCAAAUU
Messenger RNA from Porites evermanni, 1312 nucleotides. The record is from the annotation of a GenBank genome assembly. NCBI's taxonomy places the organism in Eukaryota, Metazoa, Cnidaria, Anthozoa, Scleractinia, Poritidae.